Molecule: messenger RNA, 323 nt
Organism: Merops nubicus (carmine bee-eater)
Lineage: Eukaryota; Metazoa; Chordata; Aves; Coraciiformes; Meropidae
Product: interleukin-8
Exons: 4
Coding region: 12-323 (103 amino acids)
Biological process (GO): chemokine-mediated signaling pathway; inflammatory response; neutrophil chemotaxis
Cellular component (GO): extracellular region
Molecular function (GO): CXCR chemokine receptor binding; chemokine activity
Source: RefSeq, a predicted model, not a curated record
CCUGUCCAACCAUGAACGGCAAACUCGUGGCUGUCCUGGCUCUUUUCCUGAUUUCAGCAGCUCUGUCUGAAGGUAGGGCCCUGGCAAGGAUGGGAACUGAGCUCCGGUGCCAGUGCAUAGCCACUCACUCGAAGUUCAUCCCUCCUAAAUCCAUCCAAGAUGUGAAGCUGACGCAGAGUGGCCCCCACUGCAAGAAUGUUGAAGUCAUAGCUACUCUGAAGGAUGGCAGAGAGGUGUGCUUGGAGCCCACUGCUCCCUGGGUACAGCUGAUCAUAAAGGCAAUUUUGGCCAAGGCUCAGCUCAACUCUGACUCGCCGGUGUAA